Messenger RNA from Homo sapiens (human), 1489 nucleotides. It is a transcript of the gene TSPAN4, whose product is annotated as tetraspanin 4. Lineage: Eukaryota; Metazoa; Chordata; Mammalia; Primates; Hominidae. The transcript has 9 exons. Gene Ontology annotation, cellular component: membrane; plasma membrane. Bases 292 to 1008 code for a protein of 238 amino acids. The record is from RefSeq and is marked reviewed.
CCAUUUCCCAGCAGAGCCCCUGAGAUCUGGAGACUGCCCCAGCCUCAGGCUCUGUGCAUCUCCCCCGAGCCCCCACCACAUAUGUGCGGAGGCCCCUGGGGGCCCAGGCCUGUCCUCAGUCCCGACUGGGCUCUACCUGAGGACCCUGGGGAGCCUGGGCCUGGCCCUCCUCAGAGCUUGGGGCUUCCUUGGUCGCACCCACCACCUGCCUGCCCACUGGUCAGCCUUCAGGGACCCUGAGCACCGCCUGGUCUCUUUCCUGUGGCCAGCCCAGAACUGAAGCGCUGCGGCAUGGCGCGCGCCUGCCUCCAGGCCGUCAAGUACCUCAUGUUCGCCUUCAACCUGCUCUUCUGGCUGGGAGGCUGUGGCGUGCUGGGUGUCGGCAUCUGGCUGGCCGCCACACAGGGGAGCUUCGCCACGCUGUCCUCUUCCUUCCCGUCCCUGUCGGCUGCCAACUUGCUCAUCAUCACCGGCGCCUUUGUCAUGGCCAUCGGCUUCGUGGGCUGCCUGGGUGCCAUCAAGGAGAACAAGUGCCUCCUGCUCACUUUCUUCCUGCUGCUGCUGCUGGUGUUCCUGCUGGAGGCCACCAUCGCCAUCCUCUUCUUCGCCUACACGGACAAGAUUGACAGGUAUGCCCAGCAAGACCUGAAGAAAGGCUUGCACCUGUACGGCACGCAGGGCAACGUGGGCCUCACCAACGCCUGGAGCAUCAUCCAGACCGACUUCCGCUGCUGUGGCGUCUCCAACUACACUGACUGGUUCGAGGUGUACAACGCCACGCGGGUACCUGACUCCUGCUGCUUGGAGUUCAGUGAGAGCUGUGGGCUGCACGCCCCCGGCACCUGGUGGAAGGCGCCGUGCUACGAGACGGUGAAGGUGUGGCUUCAGGAGAACCUGCUGGCUGUGGGCAUCUUUGGGCUGUGCACGGCGCUGGUGCAGAUCCUGGGCCUGACCUUCGCCAUGACCAUGUACUGCCAAGUGGUCAAGGCAGACACCUACUGCGCGUAGGCCGCCCACCGCCCGCUUCUCUGCCAAAAGGACGCCCACGGGGAGAUGGCCGCACCCACAGCUGCCUUUCCCACCACCAGCCUCGGUGCUCUGCCCCAUGCUGGGAGGAGGGAGGGAGGGACAGGUGCCUGGAGCCCCCGGAACCCUGUUUCUGGAAGGCCCUAGCUCAGGUGGCUUCAGGGCCUCCGGACCCCCCCUGGGAGGGGUGGCCACGUGCUGGCUGCGGAACCCAGGGCAGGGGUGGGAGGGGCCUCCAGCACUUUUUAUAUUUACGUAUUCUCCAAAGCAGUGUUCACACGGGAGCCAGCCUGUGGCCCCCAGCCUCCUGGAAAACAGGUUGGCGCUGGAGGAGCCGGGUCUUGGCAUCCUGGAGGUGGCCCCACUGGUCCUGGUGCUCCAGGCGGGGCCGUGGACCCCUCACCUACAUUCCAUAGUGGGCCCGUGGGGCUCCUGGUGCAUCUUAAUAAAGUGUGAGCAGCAA